AUGCUCUCCUGCAUGCGCGACCCCGAGGCUGAGCCCGUCAAGCUCAUCCUGACCUCGCCGAUGGGCUUCACUGUCGAGGAGGAAAACAAGGGGAAGGACAUUGAGUGCACGUUCCGUUCUGCCAGCAAACGCCAGGUCGAGAGCCUCUAUGCCGACAUUCGGCCCAAGCUCGACAAAGACUUUCUCGGGUCUUGGACGACGACCAUUGUGGAGAAGGCAAUCAUCGCUGACACUUCGCUAUCCCUUCGUCUUAUACGUCUUGAAGACCCAGGACCCGAGAUCGUGUCCGAGGCCGUCGUAAAGCCCGUGCCAGACCUUGUUGAGCUCCUUGCGGUCGUCGAACUCGCACUCGAAUAUGCGCGGACUCCACCGGAUGGUGUGCACGCGGUGUGUGGCCGCCUCGAUGCGGUCGGUCGCGCGCUGGACGUUGAGGGCCGUGAAUGGGUGCCGGUCGGACGUGAAGCGGAGCACGAAGGGCAUGUGGUGUAA
Messenger RNA from Trichosporon asahii var. asahii CBS 2479, 489 nucleotides. RefSeq lists its product as uncharacterized. Bases 1 to 489 code for a protein of 162 amino acids. The transcript has 3 exons. NCBI's taxonomy places the organism in Eukaryota, Fungi, Basidiomycota, Tremellomycetes, Trichosporonales, Trichosporonaceae. The record is from RefSeq and is a predicted model, not a curated record.